AUGUCAGAUGAAGAGAUCAAGACUCGCAACACAAGACUGAAACAGCGUGCCACAGCUAAGCGAGACCUCGCUGCAAGUCAUAUUCGUCGUCUACAUGCUUCAGCAAAGGCAGCAGGAGAUGAUCCAACAGCAAGGGGUCUAAUUAUGACGGCUGGUCAGGACCUGAAUAAUUGGUGGUCGCAAUAUUCAGUGGAAAGUGAUGCGUUAUUGAACGUUAUGGUUGAGUUGGAUGAAAUAGAUCAAUUUUCUCCGGAUGCUGAUGCUGAUGUCUACGCCAUGGUGGUAGAGAUCAAAUCAAUCAUCAACAAUUAUGAACAGGAAACCUUGAAGUCAUCCAAAGACGCUAGACCAGUUAUACAGAUCAGUGAUACUGCAAUAAUGGCGAAUCCAAGUGAAGAUCAUCAGUCGAUUACACAAACUAGCAACGCAGCCAUACUUCCAAAUACAGCUUCCGUAAUGGAAACACAGUCGUCAGCUCGUGUGAGUAGUUCUCCGUCGUCAGAUGUCUCCUUCCGUCCUCAAGUAUCAAUGCGCCUCCCAAAAAUCCCUCUGCCAAAAUUCGAUGGUGAUCUCCAUAGCACCAGAUUUUACUAUUUACUUGGGUGCCUUGAAGCUGAUGCGGGGGAAGUACUAAAAGGGAUUCCAGUAUCUAAAGACACCUUUCAGUUAGCCUGGAACACAUUAGUGAAAUCCUACGAUAAACCGAGAAAACUGGCCUCCUCAAUUAUUGAGAGUUUUUUAGUUGCUCCCGUAUCCACUUCAGAAUCACUGGUAGAUCUCAAACGUUUUUUGAGUGUAUUUGAUGAAGGACUAGCAAUAUUAGAAUCGUUGCACUUACCAGACCUGUGUUCGUUCCUGCUGUUUAUCAUCGCUUCAAAAUCUCUUCCAACUCAUACGCGUCGCUUGUUUGAAUCUGAUAAUUCAGCAGAGUAUCCAUCAGUUGACAGUGUGCUGGAAUUUGUGAAGAAUAGGGUGAGGGUCCUGGAAAAUGCUGGUGGUACUUCAGGACCAGGGAAAUCAUUUGGUGGAAGCAACAAGAAACCUAAUCCAGGUCCAGGGAAGCAUUACAAUCGUCCUUCCACUACCCAAACAGCGUUGGUGUCAUUUGUAAAGACUCAGAAACCUAAGUCCACUGAUUCCGAAAAGUGUCGUUGCUGUGGGGGAGCUCAUGCAUUGAAAGAUUGUGCAAAAUUUCUGGGAGCAUCUGUAGAUGAUCGAUACCAUGAUCUCACAGACUAUGUUUGUGUGUGCAAACGUCGCCAUCAUGGGCUAUUGCACAAGGACCCUUCUACUUCUGAUCCGUCGUCCAAGGUUCCUAAAGUGGCCAUGUUUGCCAAGCAUCAAAAUCAACUUCCAUCGGUAGUACUAGCGACAGCACUGCUUCAUGUUCAAGAUGUGGCUGGAAGUCCACAGACGGUUCGGGCCUUAAUUGAUGGUGGCUCACAGAUCAGUGCCAUAUCUGCAAAUUGUUGUCAACGUCUAGGUCUACGUGCAGCGAAAUGGACGUUACCAGUUACUGGGUUAUCAGAGUUACCUGUACCAAGCGUUUUGGGUAUCGUAGAUCUACAUAUCCAGCCUCGGGAUUCAAGCCAAUCUUCAAUGCCUGUAAGAGCUUGGGUACUAUCUUCCAUAACAUCUGAUAUGCCUACUUCCAAACUACCGUCAACGGUUCGGGAAAAAUGUGGUGACUUGUCAUUAGCUGAUCCGCUAUUUGAUAUCCCGGCUCCAGUUGAAAUUUUGUUGGGGGCGGACAUAUACCCUAUGGUCUGGUCUCAUGAAACUGUCUCGUUAGGUCAUGGAUAUCCAACUGCGUUCAACUCCAUCUUCGGUUGGGCAAUUGUAGGUCCACUUCAACACAUAAAGGCUCCAAGUCCUAGGGCUCUACCUGUUCAGAUAUCUUCCUCAGUCGAAUCCUUAAUGGAAAAGUUUUGGAACGUUGAGGAACCGGAAGCUGCUCCGCCCGUGUUCACUCAGGAGGGUCAGUGUGAAGAAAUCUUUCUGUCAGAGAUGUGCAAGAAUGGUAAAGGACAGUACAUGGUCCCAUUGCCGUUUCGUGAUGGUCAGCCCAGUUCUUUUCCUGGAAUGCGACAAAUUGCAGUUAAUCGUCUGUUACAACUGGAGCGCAAACUAUCCCGAGACCCUGUGCUGUACAAUAACUACAGAAGGUUCAUGGUGGAAUAUGAGUCGUUAGGGCACAUGUCUGAGGCAGAUUCUCCAGGAGACUACUACAUCCCGCACCAUGCUGUUUACAAGGCCGAAGGGGAAAACAUGAAAUUAAGGGUGGUUUUCGACGCCUCUGCUCGUUGUCGAUCCGGUUCCUCACUGAAUGAGGGCCUCCAUGUUGGCCCAAAGUUACAACAAGAUAUAGUUGAUGUCUUAACUGGCUUUAGAGUCCAUACCGUUGCGUUCACCACAGACAUCUGCAAAAUGUACCGACAGAUUUGGGUACUGGAAAAAUACCGCGGAUACCAGCAUAUACUCUGGAGAAGUUCUCCACAGCUCCAGAUCCGGGAGAACACGUUGAACACGGUUACAUAUGGAGUAAACAGCGCUCCUUAUUUAGCGCUUCGGGUCCUUCGUCAUAUUGCUGAUAAUGAUUGUGAAGAGGUCCCUGAAGUUAGCAAGGCGCUCAAAUUCCAGACAUACAUGGACGACAUCUGUGUUGGGGCACCAUCGUUGGAAUGUGCUUUAUCAUUGAAAUCUGAUUUAAUUAAAACAUUGUCCAGAUCGGGAUUAAUGUUGAAGAAAUGGUCUAGCAACGAACCACGGUUGUUAUCAGGCCUUCCGCUGGAAGACUUAGCAGGCGAUCCCCUCACAUUUGACCGUGGUGACGGCAUUCCUGUGCUAGGUAUGCAAUGGCGUCCAACCGCUGAUCAUUUCGUGUACGACAUAACCGCAAUCAAGUCAGUUUUGUCCAAACGUGGGGUCCUAUCAGUAAUUGCGAGGAUCUUCGACCCGUUAGGGUUUCUAUCGCCAGUUAUUUUCCAUGCCAAGUGUAUUAUGCAACGUUUAUGGUCGGCUCAAACUUCAUGGGAUGAGCCACUUCCGCCAGCCAUCGCUAAGGAAUGGCAACAAUUCUUGGACAUGCUAGGUUGGCUGACAGAGAUCCGCAUUCCACGUUGCAUUGGCGGUUCCAUCGGGAUAGAAUAUUCAUUGUGCGGUUUUUGCGAUGCCUCUGAAAGGGGUUAUGCUGCAGUAUUGUACCUUCGUGUGACUGAUCCGUCUCAGAAGGUAAACGUGUACUUGCUCGGGGCAAAAACUAAACUGACAUCGUUAAAACCGACCACGAUACCCAGAUUGGAGUUAUGUGGAGCUGUUUUGUUGGCUUCUUGGUUAUCACGGAUGCAUCGGAUACUCGAAGCACACAUGAAGAUUUCAGGUGUUUAUGCUUGGUCGGAUUCGACCAUAGUCCUGUCUUGGUUGUUGAACCCCCAUGUUGCCUUGAAGGUCUUCGUCUCCAAUCGCGUCCAUCACAUCAAGACCUUGCUUCCAGUCUGCAAGUGGGCUCAUGUCAGGUCUGAAGAAAACCCGGCUGAUUGUGCAUCACGGGGACUGUCUCCGGCAGAGCUAGUAAAAGCUCAGUUGUACUGGUCGGGUCCAGAGUUUUUAAGAUCUCCAGUUGAUCAUUGGGAUCUCCAUCCAACCACCAUGCCAGGCGACCAGCUACCGGAAGUCCACUCAGUAGCCCUUUUGAUAACGACAUCAAUAAGGAAAGGCGAAUGGUUUACGCGGUUAUCAUCCUACAGCAUCAUGAUCCGUGUGAUAGCUAGGCUACGUCGUUUCAUUGGAAGAUGUAGGCGGCAGGAAACAGUUUCUGGUAAUUUGACACGUUCAGAGUUAGAUCAAGCUUUGUACGUGUUAGUCAAAUGUACCCAGGGAUGCCUGUUGAGUUCACUUCUUCGGGAAUUGUCAAGUGGUAGCGCGGUUUCUUCGAAGGUGUAUGCUAAACUUAGCCCUUUUAUCGAUGAAUUUGGUGUUAUUCGAGUUGGUGGUCGGCUGCAGAAUGCUAUGUGCUCAUGGGAUCGCAAACACCCAAUACUGUUACCUAAAGAAUCGCACCUAUCUGCGUUGAUUGCACGUCAUUGGCAUUUGAGUGCAUGUCACGCCCGAUCAAACCUACUUAUGUCGUUAGUCAAUAGUCGCUUCUGGAUCAUGGGCGUACGCCGAGUUGUCUAUAAGGCUAUCAAGUCCUGCAUUACUUGUGUUAAACUAGAUGGAGUGAAUCCUCAACCAAAAAUGGCUGAUCUGCCUGUGUCAAGAGUGCAAGCUUGCCGAGCAUUCACAGCAGUGGGAAUUGACUACGCGGGACCAUUAAUGAUGAAGGAAACAAAGUUACGAAAAGCUCGCGAAUACAAAGUUUACAUAGCACUGUUUGUUUGUAUGAGUACUAGAGCUAUUCAUCUUGAAGUUGUACUGGAUUUGUCAACUGAUGCCUUUUUAGCGGCACUUGACAGAUUUGUUGUCCGGCGAGGUGUGCCUACAUCCAUCCAUUCAGAUUGUGGAACAAAUUUUGUUGGGGCUGCGCGCAAAUUGAGGGAGUUGAUCAACUCGCCCUCGAGUAGGGAUCAAUGUUCCAGUCGUCUGAUGUGUCACUGGAACUUUAACCCACCUAGUGCACCUCACUUUGGAGGACUUUGGGAGGCUGCGGUGAAGUCUACCAAAUCGUUGCUGACAAGGUCAUUGGGGGCGCAGACUUGGACAUUGGAAGAGUUUACUACAAUCCUAUGUCGGGUUGAAGCUGCGCUGAACUCCAGGCCAUUAACUCCUGUUACUUCAGAUCCGGAGGACUUAGACUGUUUGACUCCAGGCCAUUUUUUAAUUGGCCAACCAUUGAUGUCAGUUCCUGAGGAGGAACUCAGUGUGAAGCCAGUGAAUAUACAACGGCGUUGGAAGCUCCUUCAACAAACUUUUCAAACCUUUUGGCGAAGAUGGUCGUCAGAAUACUUGAACACUUUGCAAGCUAGGAUUCGCUGGUCGUCAAGCCAAGAAAAUGUGAAAGUAGGAGACAUGGUGGUCAUAAAAGAUAACACUGCACCCCCACUACUCUAA
Molecule: messenger RNA, 5049 nt
Organism: Acyrthosiphon pisum (pea aphid)
Lineage: Eukaryota; Metazoa; Arthropoda; Insecta; Hemiptera; Aphididae
Exons: 3
Coding region: 1-5049 (1682 amino acids)
Biological process (GO): DNA integration
Molecular function (GO): nucleic acid binding
Source: RefSeq, a predicted model, not a curated record